Messenger RNA from Gadus morhua (Atlantic cod), 4477 nucleotides. RefSeq lists its product as uncharacterized. Lineage: Eukaryota; Metazoa; Chordata; Actinopteri; Gadiformes; Gadidae. Gene Ontology annotation, biological process: regulation of gene expression. Gene Ontology annotation, cellular component: nucleus. The transcript has 8 exons. The record is from RefSeq and is a predicted model, not a curated record. Bases 653 to 2917 code for a protein of 754 amino acids.
CUAUUUUCAUGAGUCAAACUCCAGGGCGUCUAGUCUACAGCCGUAGCAGGCGCCCAGUCGAUGUCAUCACUCGAACGAAACGAUUUGAUCGAACUUAAUUUGUUUAAACCCUAUCCGUGUCUCCUUGAAGCACUGUCGAGUCGACAUUACUAAUCCGUGCGCAAUACCCUGCAAAAUAAAGUAAAACUACGUAAAACUACAGUUUAUUGUUGCUGAGGAGAGAAGUAUACGGAUAUAAUACGACUACCUGACUGCUCGGUUGAUAUUUGCGUGGUACGUUAAUGUGUGCAUGCGCCCCUCAGCUCCGGCUAGGACAGAGGAAAGGUGCUAGGACAGAGUAAAGGGGCUAGGAUAGAGAUGGGUGGGGCUAGGGCAGAGGAAAGGUGCUAGGAAAGAUGAGGGGGCUAUGACAGAGGAGAGGGGCUAUUACAUAGGCGAGGCCUAGGACAGAGGAGAGGUGCUAGGAAAGAGAAGGGGGGGGGAGGUUGCUAGGACUGUGGAAAGGUGCCCUAGGCCAGGGGUCUCAUGGGGUACCCACCCACCACCACACAUUUUGAAGAGAAAAAUAAAUGCUUUCAAAUUAACGUGGGAUAAUGAAAAUGUCUUUCAGUAUAAUGUUCAACAGUGUUUCUUUGACAGCCUUUCAGAGCGCAUGGAAGAUAGCUCUUCUCAUUCUGUCUGUAGGAGUGUUGGAGUUACGAAUGCUGGAUCCAACAUGCCGCCAUGUGUCUCCUACAGAACCCGAGCCUCCAGAGGUUUCUCCAUCGGCUCUCUCACUCUUGGUCCGAGACGAACCAUGGCCGGCCGCCUAGCCUUCCAGACCCAACUCGCCUCCAUCAUGGAGGUGCUGGCUAACACCGCAGUGGCGGAGAUCUGUAAACUGGUGGACGACGACUACGCGGUGGUGAGCCUGCAGAUGUCUCAGUGCCAGAGAGAGAACAAGGCGCUGAAGAGGAAGCUCAACCUGAUGGAGCUCAAGAUGGCCCGCGGCUUCGCCGAGCGGAGGCUGCGGGACAGCGCUGCCAGUAUCGGCCGAACCAGGGUGCACGUCGGCUCCAACGACCGCUUCAGAGCCUCUCCGGCAGCCUCUGGUGUGGUGUUUGAGGGGCAGAUGGACAUGGUUCCUUGGCCAGGCGGAGUGGUGAGAGAGACCACCACCUGCGACCUCCAGCAGGACACGUCUGCGGACGUAGAGCUGCUUGAAACAGAGUUGGUGAAGCAGGAGAAGAUGGAGGAGACAGAAGAGGAGGUGCAGCUCAUCAGAGCUGAUGGUCAGAUGGAGAGAGGACCUGGGGGAGGCCGGGUCCAGCGGAGCAGCCGCCCUCAGCAGGAGGUCCAGGCCGCCUAUCACCACAAUGAGUGUCCGGACCCCGCCCCAUCAGCCAGCACCAGAGGAGUGGAGAAGGAGGAGGAGCCUGACGUGACGCUGGUGAAGCAGGAGGCGGGGCUAGAGUCUCCAGACCACUCCCACCCCACAAUCAUCAUACAAGACGUCUCUGUCGGGCUACCAUUGGACAACACCAACAAAGCCACCAGCCAACCGGUCCAGGAACUCCAGGAAUGUUGGCAGGGCUUCUCACAGACCCCUGCUGACCCCCAGGCCAAGCCUUCAGAAGAGCCCUGCACUACUAUCCCUGUCCAUGCGGGGGCCACAGACACCAACACGCAGUCCAAGGACUCCACCUCCCAGCAGCCCCGGCGGCCCGGCAGUGAGGCUGCGGCCUCAGAGGUCUCUGUGUUGGACCUGGAGGCUUUCUUCACCCGCUGGACCCCCGACUCAGGAGCCCCGCCCACUGCUCCUCCCUCCUUCAGCACAGAAGAGCUGCUGGAGGAAGAGGAGGAGGAGGAGGAAGAGGUGGUCCUAGUAGGGGAAGACCACCAUCCCCCACGCAGGAGGAGAGGGUUCAGCCAGAGGAGCUCUAGAAUACACACCAAUCACAGCCCUUCUCCAGGUAACUCGCUGUCUGGAUCGCCACGGUUACAGGCCCCACCCCAACAGCCCACCUGGAGCCGGGCGGCGGCCAUGAUGAGAACCACGCAGCCUCAGUCGCUGCAGCACAGGCGUCACGGCUACAGGGCCGCCCAUCGUGGUCUCCACGCCCCCCAGAACCCGCUAGCCACCACCGUUAACGCCAACGCCGGUCUGAGCGGUGUUGGCCAUCGCGCUGGAACACUGAUCCGCCGUUUGCAGAGUUUCCCCAGUUAUCCCCCAGCCGGUCACCCAGCCGGCGGCAGUGAAAGGAAGGCGCUGACCAGUGAUGGUUCGGGGCUGGGUGGUGUAAGCAUUGGGCUAGAUGGGGUCGGCAGGGGGCUUGAUAGUGUGAGCAUGGGGCUAGGUGGCGUUAGCUUAGGGCUAGGCGGGAUUGGCAUGGGCCUUGGUGGGGUGAGGGUGGGGCAAGAUAGUAUUAGCAUGGGGUCUGGGAGUGUUGGCUCAAGGCUAGGCAGUGUUAACGCCGGGCUGGCCGAUGUAAGAGGGGGGCUAGGCAGUGUUAGCGGGGGGCUAGGUGGUGUUAGCGCUGGGCUAGGCGGUGUUAAUAUGGGGCUGUGUGGGGAUGGUACAGGGAUAGGGGAUGUUAGCGGGGGCCUCGACGGUAUUAGCUCCAGGCUAGGCGGGGGAAGCCGCAGGAGGAACUACGUGUGCCGGGCCUGUGGGAAGGCCUUCUCCGGGCUGUCCAACCUGGAGGCCCACCAACGGGUCCACACGGGGGAGAAGCCCUUCAGCUGCUCCACCUGCGGCAAGCGCUUCUCAGAGGCCGGCAACCUGAAGAAGCACCAGCGGGUCCACACCGGGGACAAGCCCUACAGCUGCCCCCGCUGUGGGAAGCGCUUCGCCUGGGUCUGCAGCCUCAGGACCCACCAGCAGACCGGAGCCGGCUGUGGGCUCCAGGGGGGCGGACCGGGGGGGCCGGAUCAGUGACCAGGUUCUGAGGAGUAGCAGGACUUUCUGGCCUGAGUCCACGAGGGCUCUGAUGCUGAUUCAAGUCAUUUAGUCACUCCCACCAGUCAGGAUGUUUGAACCUCUGGAGAGGGGAACCAACCAGGACCUUUACCGACGGUUACCUCUGAAAAGAACCAGACACGCAAAUAUAACCUCAGGGACAACAGAGGCACUGUGACAUGAGUCAGACCUCAAACAUGGUCAGUACCUUCCAAGCACUUGAAGAGGGGGAUGCAUACUGUGAGGGGGGUAUGGGUGGAGGAAAGUAGCUGUCCUGGUCAUUGACACAUUUUGUUAUCAUCAGGAGACAUUCCUUGUGUGAGGCAUGUCUCGCACAAUCUUUUGGGGAUUAUAAACCCAAAAUGUGUUGUAGAAUACAUUUGGUUCACAUUUUCACAGUUUUGCCUCUGAACCACAACUGUUCCUUAUUGACUCCUCACAGUACUGCAGUGUCCCAUGAAAUAUUGUGAUGUACAAACCCUUUACAACACCACUUUCUACUUUUCUAACUACAUGAAUUCAGGGAAACCAAAGCAAACUAUUUUUUUUAAAUGUCUUCAAAAUAAGUGCAGUGUAGGAGGGUGUUUUAAAUAGUUAUUUGUUAAAAUAAAAAGUAUUGACAAAUAAGGAUCUAAAUUUCCUUGGUAUUUUGGUUGAAAGUUGUAUAGGUCGGUGAUCGCUUCACGUGAAUACUGUAUGUCAUCAUAACACGCGCCACGUCAUGAGGGAGGCAAGUAACAACAUUGACAUGCAGACGCCGUGUUGACCUUUGGAUAGUACGACAACGUCACCAUAAUGGAGGCCCAGACUGGCCUGUUAACGAGUGAACUGCCGUUUUUUCCUGUACGAGAUGGUUAAGUUCUCAACCGAUUUCAAGGAGUCGUUUAAAUUUAACAGUUUAUGAUCUACAUGGAGUAAUAAAACAUUGGGUAAAACAGCUAUUGGUAUGCGAAAAUGAUGUGCACGCACCUCUUCAGCCUGUAGUCCUCCCGGAGCUUAGAACCGCGUCACUGCGACUAGACCCAGUCUCAUGACACCUUAGAUGACUGCAGUGUAUUUUGAGAACGUUUUGAUGCUUUUCACAGCUAAAUAUCCAAAGCAAAAGGGGCUUGAGCAGCCCUAUUUGCAGUCAGUUCAUGUAAUUUGUGUACAUUUUUGGGUGAAAAACUAUUUUGCCCCUGGUGUAUGCUUGAAGGAGGGCAAGAAUUAUAGAUCACCGAUUAUCGUAUUUGAAUGGAAUUGUAUCCUUAUGAAAGAGUAUCAACCUUUUGUUUCACAGUCUUAAUAGCAAUAAUAAGAUGUGCCCUCAAAAUGCUCAACUAUGAGGUUUGAAAUGUCAGUGAGAAAGGAAAACUAAUUUUAGUCCGAUACCAACAUAACAUUUUCAUAUACUGAAGUAAAGUAACAACCAUCAGACUUGCGAAUGGUAUUUGAAUUCCUAAGCAUGUUGUGCUAUUGGUCGAUUCCAUGUAAAACUAGGGUUUGGACAAAUAACUGCCCAGCCUUGCAUUCAAAUAAAGUGUGUGGGGCACUUCUGAA